Magnolia sinica is the source of this 1940-nucleotide messenger RNA. RefSeq names its product pentatricopeptide repeat-containing protein At2g22410, mitochondrial-like. The record is from RefSeq and is a predicted model, not a curated record. Gene Ontology annotation, biological process: RNA modification. Bases 182 to 1774 code for a protein of 530 amino acids. The transcript has a single exon. Gene Ontology annotation, molecular function: protein binding; RNA binding. NCBI's taxonomy places the organism in Eukaryota, Viridiplantae, Streptophyta, Magnoliopsida, Magnoliales, Magnoliaceae.
UCUAGUCAAAUGCACAUCCAUUAAAGAACUCAAACAAAUCCAUGCUCACAUCAUCCGAAUCGAAUAUCUUAAAGAAAUCCUCACGGCUGGAAAGCUCAUCGCUUUCUGCGCCACCUCCCAAAGGGGUUAUCUUUGCCAUGCCCAGUUGGUUUUUGAUCAAAUAGCUGAACCCAACUGAUUCAUGUGGAAUAGCUUGAUAAGAGGCUAUUCUAAUAGCAGUAACCCCAGAGAAUCGAUCUUCCUCUAUUCUCGAAUGAUGGGGGCGGGCUUCACACCCAACAAAUUCACCUUCCCAUUUGUUCUCAAGGCUUGCUCCCUCGAAUCUGCUUUCAUGGAAGCGAUUGGAAUCCAUGUUCAUGUGGUCAAGCUCGGGUUCGGAUCGCAAGUUUUCGUGCAGAAUGCGCUCCUCCAUGUUUAUGCAGUUUGUGGGUUGAUUCAAUCUGCUCGCCAGUUGUUUGAUGAUCUCUCUGAGAGAAGUCUUGUUUCUUGGAAUUCAAUGAUUGGUGGCUAUUCUCAAGUGGGUUGCUGCAAGGAAGCUUUUUCUCUUUUUCGGGCCAUGAGGGAUUCAGGUAUGGAACUUGACAAUUUUACCUUGGUUAAUCUCCUUUCUAUUUGUUCAGAAACGGGUAAUUCCGAUAUGGGUAGAUUCCUACACUUGUACAUAGAGAUAAAUGAGGUGGAAACUGAUUUAUUUGUCAAGAAUGCUUUGGUGGAUAUGUAUGCCAAGUGUGGGGAUUUGGUCUCUGCUCAGACAUUGUUUGAUAGAAUGCCUGAGAAGAAUGUGGUUUCAUGGACUUCCAUGGUGGGGGCAUAUGCUCAACAUGGGUUCUUGGAUCUUGCACGUUGUGAAUUUGAUAAGAUGUCAGAGAAAAAUGUAGUUUCUUGGAAUGCAAUGAUUUCUUGUUAUCUUCAACAUGGACUAUUUCAAAAAGUGUUCGAUCUAUUUGCCGAGAUGGAAGCUUUGGCAGUUCAACCCAAUGAGGCUACAUUGGUGAGUGUUCUUACAGCUUGUAGCCAACUUGGUGAUUUGAUGACAGGAAAGAAAACCCACAUGUAUAUUCGCAAUAACAACAUACAACCUAGUGUCACAUUAUGUAACUCGCUUAUAGACAUGCAUGCGAAAUGUGGUCCUAUAGAUGUUGCCUUACAUCUCUUUAGACAGAUGUCUGAGAGGAAUGUGGUGUCAUGGAAUGUUAUGAUUGGAGACCUGGCAAUGCAUGGCCGCGCUCUCAAUGCUAUUGAUCUCUUCACCAGGAUGCAAAAUGAUGGUGUACCACCAGAUGGGAUUACCUUUGUCGGCGUGCUAUGUGCUUGUAGCCACGGCGGUUUCUUGGACACUGGUCGACAUUACUUCGAUACUAUGAGUCUUGUCUAUGGGGUUCCUCGAGAAAUCGAACACUAUGCUUGCAUGGUCGAUCUUGUAGGACGAGGGGGGUGUUUGCAGGAAGCAGUCGAGUUAGGAGACAUGCCAAUGAAGCCUGAUGUUGUUGUGUGGGGUGCCCUGCUUGGGGCCUUUAGGAUUCAUGGCAAUAUGGAGAUUGGAAAGCAAGUACUAAAACAGCUGCUAGAGUUGGAGCCUCUUGAUGGUGGAGGGCUGUAUGUAUUAAUAUCAAACAUGUUUUGUGAGGCUAACCGAUGGGAUGAUGUGAAGAGGGUGAGGAAGCUGAUGAAGGACAAGGGGAUUAGAAAGGGGAGAGCUCUUAGCUUGAUUGAAAUUGAUGGCGAUGUUCAUGAAUUUGUAGUUGAAGACAAAAGGCAUGGAAUUUCAAGCUAGAUCUACUUGAUGCUAGAUCAACUAACAGAUCACAUGAGGUGCAUGGGGUAUUUGUUCAACACAUCUAGAGCAUUUUUUAAUGUAGAGGAAUGAGGACAACUUUACAUCCCAUUGUAAUAUCCUACCAUUCUUUUCUAUAUUUAAUACAAAUGAUGAUUAAGGCAAA